CCUCAAUUAGCUAAUGCUGCACACACCAAACUGGAGAGAGAGAUUGACAGAGAGGGAGAGAGAGAGAGAGAGAGAGAGAGAGGGAGGGGGACACCCAACGUUUUCUGAAAAACAAAAUGGGUUAUAUCAGCAAAUUUGCAAGAAGAUGAUGGUCAGUGUGUGAUAUUGUUCCACUCUUGAUGUUUCUUUUGGGUGUUCAGAGGUCAGUGAGGCAGAAACAACCUGUUAUAGAAAAAGAACAAAUUUUCCCAUCUCAUUCACAAUUCCUCUCAGUGGGUUUGAUUUGGUGUGAUAAUUACCCCAUGCUCCUCUUCCACCUCUUCUUAUUGUUAUCUCUUCAACUUCAACCUUCACGGAUAUCCACAAAAAAACAAACUUUUUGGUUGGACCACUCCAGUUCAAGCAUAGUGGAGCUCCUUUCUUGAGAUAUACCAACUGGGUUUUGUGCGACUUUUCUCUUUUGCCUGGUGGAAAUAGCUUAAAGUACCAAACUUUAUGCGCCCUGACGGGUGGACUGGUGAGAGAAAUUUUGGGGUUUGCUUCAAUUUUGCUUUGCAGUUGAAGAUUCAUGGUGGGGUGCCUGGUGCUUCAGUUUUUUGAAUCUUCUGUUCAAGCUCGGGCUUGCCUUGAAUCCUCAAGACUAUUACUUUGGUGAAUUUGGCAAGUAUGUCUGUGAAUCGAAAGCCUCCUGCUUCGAAUGGUAGAAUACCAUCGAAUAUGAAAUCUUGGAAGGUGAACGAGCCUCUGCAUGGGUCUAAUUCUCCCAGGACAUGUAGGAGAAAACCCUUUCUCCUUUGGUUCUUUGGCUUUGUUGCCAUAGGGAGUGUUUGGUUCAUCUUGAGUUUCAACAGUAACUAUUUAGUGAACAAGGAGAAUGAAGCAAUUUGUGAGAAGAGAGCAAGAAUCUUGCUACAACGGUACAAUGUUAGUAGGGAACAGAUUUAUGCUUUGGCAUCCUGGUUUCCUGGAUCAGAUCAGAUUUUAUUCAACUGUAUUGAUGAAAGAAGACUUCGGAUGCUGCUAAGCAGCAGCAUGGUAAGCACUCCACAGUUAACGUGUCCAGAGAAUCAGGAGCUAAGAAAGGAGCAUAUACGUGUAAUGGACACUGUAGAACCUAUCGAGCAAUGCCCAAUUCUCAAUGAUUAUGUCCAGAACAUUGUGCAACCGUGGGAAAUGAGGGUAUCUGCAAUUUGGCGUCAUGUGGGUUCAUUUAAUUUAACUAAAGGAUUCUGGUGGGUCGUCAUUGGAAUUAUAAUGUCCUACUUCUGUUUACUACGGAGGAGUCAAAAGCAGAAGCUGUCUCAGGGGCAUCCAGCUGCACAACAAAAGCGGCUGAAGCAUUUUCCACGGGGUCCAUCAAGGGGUGCUGGGAGGUGGAGGAAAAAAUUACUAGUUAUAUUUGUGUCACUUGGAAUAAUUGGGUCCUUUUGGUUAUUUUGGCACCUAAAUAUGGACAUCAUGCAGAGAAGAGAAGAAAUGCUAACAAACAUGUGUGAUGAGAGAGCCCGAAUGCUGCAAGAUCAGUUUAAUGUGAGCAUGAACCAUGUUCAUGCUCUGGCUAUCCUUGUAUCUACAUUUCACCAUGGUAAACAUCCUUCUGCAAUUGAUCAGAAAAUUUUUGGAGAAUAUACAGAGAGUACAGCAUUUGAAAGACCACUUACUAGUGGUGUUGCUUAUGCUUUGAAAGUUCUUCAUUCCGAUAGGAUGCAUUUUGAAAAGCAGCAUGGGUGGACAAUUAAGAAAAUGGAAACAGAGAAUGAGGCAUUAGUCCAAGAUUGUAUUCCUGGAAAUUUGGAUCCAGCACCCGUUCAAGAUGAAUAUGCACCAGUGAUAUUUGCUCAAGAAACGGUUUCCCAUAUUGUAUCUAUUGACAUGAUGUCAGGGAAGGAGGACCGUGACAAUAUUUUGCGAGCAAGGGCAUCUGGAAAGGGGGUUCUCACAUCCCCUUUUAAACUACUAAAGUCCAAUCACCUGGGUGUAGUACUUACAUUUGCGGUCUAUAACACUAAUCUUCCUUUAGAUGCUACACCAGAGCAGCGUAUUGAAGCAACUGUGGGGUAUCUGGGUGCAUGUUAUGAUGUUCCGUCAUUGGUGGACAAGCUUCUGCAUCAACUUGCCAGCAAGCAAACCAUUGUUGUUAAUGUUUAUGACACAACUGAUGCAUCUGCACCUAUCACAAUGUAUGGUACUGAUGUUACUGACACUGGCCUACUACAUGUAAGCAGCCUAGAUUUCGGGGAUCCGCUACGAAAACAUGAGAUGCACUGCAGGUUCAAGCAGAGGCCUCCACUACCUUGGACUGCAAUCAAUGCAUCAGGGGGGGUGUUUGUUAUUACUUUGCUGGUGGGUCAUAUUUUUUAUGCAGCAAUAAAUAGAAUAAUAAAAGUUGAGGAUGGCUAUCGUGUAAUGAGUGAGCUGAAAAGCCGUGCUGAGGCUGCAGAUGUGGCAAAAUCCCAGUUUCUUGCUACAGUUUCACAUGAGAUAAGGACUCCAAUGAACGGUGUUUUAGGCAUGCUGCAAAUGUUGAUGGACACUGAGCUUGAUAAAAAACAGAUGGAUUAUGCCCAAACUGCACAUGAUAGUGGUAAAGAUCUCAUAUCAGUCAUAAAUGAGGUUCUUGAUCAGGCUAAGAUUGAAGCUGGAAAGCUUGAACUUGAAGCUGUAGCUUUUGACCCACGUGCUAUUCUGGAUGAAGUUUUAUCUCCUUUCUCUGAAAAAUCUAAAGGAGUAGAGCUGGCUGUUUAUGCAUCCAAUCAAGUACCUCAAGUUGUCAUUGGUGAUCCUAAACGAUUCCGGCAAGUAAUUACAAAUCUUGUCAGCAAUUCAGUCAAGUUCAAUCAUGAUAAAGGACAUGUGUUUGUUUCUCUUCAUCUGGCAAACGAAGUGAAGAAUCCACUUCAUGUUAAGGAUGCAGUGCUGAGUGAAGGCUUAAACGCCAAUCAAGAUGUAUCAAACAGAACAUAUGAUACAUUAAGCGGGUUUCCUGUAUGCAACAAAUGGAAAAGUUGGGCAAAUUUUGAAAAGUUAAGUAGCAUAGAUGAUCCUGAAAAUUUUCAAUUAUUAGUAAUAGUUGAAGACACAGGUACAGGAAUUCCUACAGAUGCACAAAGCCGCAUAUUCACGCCUUUUAUGCAGGCUGAUAGUUCCCCCUCCCGAACAUAUGGUGGAACUGGAAUAGGACUGAGCAUUAGUAAGUGCCUAGUUGACCUCAUGGGAGGAGAAAUUGGAUUUGUAAGUGAGCCUGGAAUUGGAAGUACUUUUUCCUUUACUGGAACUUUCAGAAAAGGAGAUAGCACGUCUCUGGAUGCAAUGUGGCAGAAUAAUAGUUUUGGUUCAGAGUUCCAAGGAUUGAGAGCAUUAGUGGUAGAUAGAAGAAAAAUCCGAGCUGAAGUCACAAAAUAUCAUCUGCAGAGAUUGGGAAUGUCUGUGGAUAUAACUAAUAGUCUGAAUUCUCAAUGCUCUUGUCUAUCUAGUACUUGUGACAUGAGUAUGUCAAGCCAGUUGGCCAUGAUUUUGAUAGACAAGGAUGCUUGGGAUAAAGAAUGUCUUAUCUUAUGCAAAAUCAGGAAGCUUAGACAGAAUGGCAUCAAAAGGGAUCCAAUAGACUUACCGAAGAUUUUUCUCCUGGACAGCCACCCUAGAACCAACGAACAUGAUGAGCUAAAGUCAGUUGGUAUCAUAGAUGAUGUACUGAUGAAGCCUCUUUGGCUUAGUUCUUUGGUUCACUCUUACAGAGAAUCCCUUGGUGCUGAAAAAAAUCAAGUACAAAGGAAGAAAGUAUCCAAACUUGGGAGUUUGUUAAUGCACAAACAAAUUUUGGUUGUUGAUGAUAAUGCAGUGAACAGAAGAGUUGCAAAAGGUUUUCUACAGAAGUAUGGUGCAAAAGUUACUUCUGUGGAGAGUGGCAUGGCUGCUCUAAAGGUGCUUAAACUGCCACAUAGUUUUGAUGCUUGUUUCAUGGAUCUCCAAAUGCCAGAAAUGGAUGGUUUUGAAGCAACAAGGGAAAUCCGCCUAAUGGAGAGCGAGGUAAAUGAGAAAAUUGCGUGUGGACAAGCAUCUGCAGAGAUGUUUGGUAACAUCUCAUAUUGGCACAUUCCAGUACUAGCAAUGACGGCAGAUGCAACUCAAAGUUCAAAUGAAGAGUGCAGAAAUUGCGGAAUGGAUGACUAUGUGACAAAGCCAUUUGAAGAAGAGCAGCUCUAUAUGGCAAUGACACGUUUCUUCCAGCCAGAUUCAUAGUGUGGAGUGCCUAGGUUAAAACGAUUGAUUAGUAGUUCAGAUACCCUGCUGACAAGUGUUGACCAACCUCAAGCAACAUAUGUCAAGUGUCAGUUUCUCCAUUAAAAGAGCUAGCGGGUGGAUUAAUUUUGGCUAGUUAUGUGCAGAUAUUGUAAUGGUUUAACAUGCCCCAGCUGUUGUGUUCCUAAUUAUGACACUGCUUGCCAUCAUCAAAGCUUUCAAUUCUGCAUCAUGAAUCUCAGCUAUGGUGUUGUUUACUGAUAGAUGCUGAUUUCAAGUUCAAGAGGUUAUCACUUAUUGCAGCAGAGGAGAUCGACACAAGGCAUAAUUUCAUUGGUGUACAUAACCCGUUUUUGGUUCCUGCCUCCCAUCUCUGAUUUAUUCUCUGUAUAUAUUUAUCCAGAGCAAUUAGAUUAAGAUAAAAUGUUACAGUGACGAGAUCAUUGAUUCAAUUUUUGUGGCCAAGAUGGAAAAGGGUGAAAGAUCUUUGAAUCCUCAGAAUUUUGUAAGUAACUUGUAAAGCAAAGUUAUUAUUACGUGACACAUGGCAUAUGUAACAAUAUUAAUAUGUUGUGACCAGUGAAAUUUCAACUUGUCACUGAGUUGUAACUGUUUCUUUCCACAUAAAUGCUGUGUGAAGGCUAAUAAAUGUUCAAUUCAUUAAA
Vigna radiata var. radiata (mung bean) is the source of this 4904-nucleotide messenger RNA. RefSeq names its product histidine kinase 2. Lineage: Eukaryota; Viridiplantae; Streptophyta; Magnoliopsida; Fabales; Fabaceae. The transcript is spliced from 14 exons. Gene Ontology annotation, molecular function: phosphorelay sensor kinase activity. The record is from RefSeq and is a predicted model, not a curated record. Gene Ontology annotation, biological process: phosphorelay signal transduction system; phosphorylation. Bases 667 to 4239 code for a protein of 1190 amino acids.